AUGAACAGGACUCCGUUAGGAGAAAAGCGCAAGCAAAACAGACCGUACAAGAGGUGGACGGACGACUUUAAGGAAAAACGAGAGACUGCAACGAUUUUUCAAAUUCAAAUAUUUCCGCGUGUGAGUCGCGUGCGGCAAAGCGCCUUCAUGUACCUUUUCUACACGCCAAUCAAGGUGGUGCUAGGGCUCCGAAAGUGUGUAAGUGCUCGCGUUUGGCCAGAAAAAAAUGAUAUCGGUGAUGAAAGAUUGUCUCCUGUAAAGGAAUAUCUGUUAUAUUUGGAGAAAGAAAAUGCGGUUGGAUCUGGUGUGAAGCAGCCGAAAGUAGCCCUGGGGUAUGGUGCCUGUCACGAUUUAUUCGUAAAUGCUACGUCAUUUUUAAAUUUCAAAGAUCUCAAAGGUCCUCCGGAACAUUUUAACGAAAUAACUAGUAAAGAAGAGUUUUUAAAAAGUUUUGCUUAUUUUUUUAAGCAUGGGGCAGCAGCUGAACGAUUCAUGUCUAAUAGUGACUUAUAUGAUCAGCUUGUUGAAGAAGCGCUUACAUUGCCAGAUACUAGAUGGGCUAUUGGUGGCAAUGCACCACUAAUGGCAAGACGAUUCUUCAUGGAAGGAUGGAAGGUCUUACUAGCAGCUAAAAUGAGUAAAAAACUCAAAGAAUACAUUCCAAAAGAAAUAGAAAUAGUCGGAGCUGAUGAUACUGAGGAAGUUAAAGAUGAUGUACACAUGAUUCUAGAGUAUAAGGCAGAUCAACAGUUCGGUGCCUUCAAGUCACCCAGGGCAAAUCGGUAUAUCAUGCAUAAUGAUGAGAAUAAUCCUCUCCUAAGCUCUCUGGAAAAACUUGGGGAUGGUCUAGGAAAAUUUAAACCAAACUUAUUAGUUAUAAGUGGUUUACAAAUGAUGGAUAACUUCCCAUUCAAAAAAAAUGGAAGAGAUUUAAGAGCUGAAAGGUUAGAUUUAGUAAAAGAACAAAUUUUAUCACAACCACUGGAUACACUGUCUCAUUUUGAAAUGGCGAGUUAUGUAGACCUGGAACUCUUAACACACCUGACAACAAAAGUUCUACCCUAUGUAGACUCGGUUGGUAUGAAUGAACAAGAACUUUCAAAUUUAUACAAUGUAUUAGAAUAUGGUGAGGUGAUCGUUGUAGCAGAUUCAAACCCUAGAAUCGCAACAGCUCUUGAUCAAAUGAGAAAAACAUUCCACCUAAUAAGAAUGAAGAACAAUGAAUAUCAAAGCAAACGAGAAAUUACAAGGAUUCAUGUACACACUCUUGCUUACCAGGCCAUUUUAACAGUCAAAGAUUCAGACUGGAAACGCACUGAAGCAGCUGCAGCUAAAGCCUCAUUAACGGCACAUAGAUAUGUAUGUAACAAUCAGAAAAUUUCACUAGAUAAGUCAAAGUUAUUGUUAGAUGAUAGUUUUUCUACAACAACAGACAAUGAUAACAAUAGUAGAGUAUUUUUUGAGCCGUCUAAACCAGUUGCAUGUUGGGAUGAAGAUUUGAAUAAUACUAAAGUAGAGAUUUGCGUAGCUCCAGUGCUUAUUUGCACUGAAGCCCAGUUGACUGCGGGUGCUGGUGAUAAUAUCUCGGCUGCAGGCUUAGUUUUACAAAUUGAAAAGUAG
Messenger RNA from Leptosia nina, 1620 nucleotides. Lineage: Eukaryota; Metazoa; Arthropoda; Insecta; Lepidoptera; Pieridae. The record is from the annotation of a GenBank genome assembly.